Molecule: messenger RNA, 877 nt
Organism: Ceratosolen solmsi marchali
Lineage: Eukaryota; Metazoa; Arthropoda; Insecta; Hymenoptera; Agaonidae
Product: lipoma HMGIC fusion partner-like 2 protein
Exons: 5
Coding region: 68-733 (221 amino acids)
Cellular component (GO): membrane
Source: RefSeq, a predicted model, not a curated record
UGAGUCCAUGGAAGCCGAGGUCCAUCGACUAUCCCCGAGACAGAGAACGCUGGCGGAGCUUUGAGGGAUGUGCCGAUUCUUCAUGAUAGUGACCGGGCAUAGCCUUGCCUGGAUGCUGCUCUCACUCCUGGCGUUUAUAGCCGUUUUAUCGGCCGUCAUGACUCCCAGAUGGCUCGUGAGCUCGCCGAGGACGAUUGACACUACUAAUGGGACGGAGCUGUAUACGCCGACGGUGGGCAUCUAUAAUCGGUGCACAAGGCUCUUCGGCCGCAAUCACUGCGGCAACUUCAACAUGGAGGGUCUCGCCACGGACUCCACGGUCUUCCCCGAGUGCUGGAAGGCGACCCUAUUCUUCAUGGCCCUGGGCCUUACCGUCAUGGGCUGCACCGUCGUCGCCGCCCUCCUCGGCUGCUGCAUGCAAAGCGUCGGGGGCAAGAGCAUUUUCAACCUCGCCGGUGUCACACAGGCCAUUGCCGGAAUUAUUUAUUUACUCGGGAUGAUCUUGUAUCCUGCUGGAUGGGGUGCAGAAAGGGUACAAAGAAUUUGUGGCACAGAAGCGGAUGCCUUUUAUCUUGCUAACUGCACCCUAGGCUGGGCGUUCUACAGUGCCGCAUUCGGUGUCACAUUAACGUUCGCCUGCGCGAUCUUUAGUGGCCAGGCGGAAAAGUCAACGGCCAGCGACAAGGUUCAGGACAAAAUGAACGAAGGCAAGAAUCUCAUUUGCCUGAUCUGAAAUAUUUUAAUAAGUGGCGCGGAAGGACUCGCAAGAGCACUGAGAGUUAGCAUGAGCGUGGUUCAAGCUUUUGGAAACUUCAAAUGACGACGACCCCACGGCCCAUUCCCUAUAUAAAUUCCAAGUAUUAUCUACACAUACAGA